Porites evermanni is the source of this 5476-nucleotide messenger RNA. The record is from the annotation of a GenBank genome assembly. Lineage: Eukaryota; Metazoa; Cnidaria; Anthozoa; Scleractinia; Poritidae.
GGCCGCACCUAUUGAAUUAAUCAUUAGCCUAACAUGGCUAACAAACAGCAGUACGAAUCGCUGCCCGGGAAAAACGGCGGAGAACCACCAAUGGCGUCGAAAGAAGCAACGGUGAUAGUAAGCCAGCCUGCAAAACUUUCACCAACGGAAGAGUAUGUUCUUAACUUGGAUCCCAAUACGGUAGCAGGUAAGCAGAAGUAUUAACCUUUUAAUACAAUAGUCUUAUGUAAAUUUUUUCGCGUCUUGGAGUACGCGUAUAUCUUGCUUCGGUAUGAUUGAAAUGGCGCCGUAAUGAUCUGUGUUUUUUCGAGUCAAAAGUUCUUGAUUAUACUGAGGAUCACCAGACCAAGCGCGCAAGUACACGAAUUUUCACUAGAAAUAGCCUUUGGCAGUUCAUCGUGCUUUUUAGUCGCUCAUCCACAGUAAGUCGCCUGCAUUUUAUCAUGAACUUGGGCGUUGUCAUGAUCAUGAUAAAUAUGGAAACAUUAGAUUAUUCUAGUAUUUCUUGCACUUUCUUGCUAGAAAACGAUAUUAGCAACAUGUAUUCUCGAGCUAAAUUUUAUUCGAUCGUUUGUUCUCUCGUUCUUAAUUAAGCUUAAGGGUAUAGAAACCUGAACCUAUUUGACAAGCACAAGGCAAAGCAAACGGUAUUAAAAUUUGUUAUGCCCAACAAGCUGCGAAUUCUUUCUAAGCUUUAACAACUUUGUUUAAAGUAAACGAUCUGAUGAGCUUCAGUAGUUUUUGAUUUAGAAAAGCUCAUGUAAAUCAGGACUGGUUAGUAAAUGUCCAUCAUAUCGCCAUGAAUAAAAACGUCAAGUUGGUUGUUUAUAUUGAAUAACUUUUAAGUAUUCAUAUUUGCAAAUUUUAAAUAUAUGAGAUAUGAAUAUUUUAGUCAUAAAAACAUUCAUUUCUAAUAUAGUUUCAUUGUUGAGCCAUUUGUCAUCGUGUUUAAUUCUGCUGAGACAAGUAUUAAAAUCUGACUUCAUUCACAUGACAGUCAAUUGUGAUGAUCAUAAGCACUUUAAUCUUGUACCACACCAGUAUCAUAAGUGUAAGAAGCUUUUUCACUUCUGAGUGGGUGUCGAUGAGGGUCAUGACGUGUCCAUCAUUUAAAAUUGAAGUUUUGCUGGCAUAAACUUAUCAAUAUACAGUCAAACCUCCUGUAAGCAUCCAGCCAAAAUGCAAAGACUGAGUGGUCACUUAUGGGAGGUGGUUGUUUACAAGAAUCGAACCACAGGGGGUGAGUCUUCCGAGAAGAGGUCCAGGCACAUCUUCUUUAUGGAAGAUAAUUAUUUUAUUGCAUGCAAUGUCCAAGGUAGGAUAUGUGUAGUUCCAUGUUGUCCCUAAAAUUCUUCGUAUAUUCUAAGUAACAUAGUGCACACAGCAAAAAUAAAGUUCAGAGAAUGCGUCAAGUGGUCACUUACAAGAGUUUAAAAACAAUGAAGAAUUGUUAACUAUCAGGCCCAAAAAGUGGUCGCAGUUUUUUACAGUAGGUGGUCGUUUACUAGAGGUUCCAACUGCAAGGCUUUGACUGAGAAACUUUUGGUGUUUUGGAUUGGCGGUCGCUCAUGGCAGAUGGUUGCACAUGGAAGUUUGACUGUAUAAACAAAACAAAUAUGAAAUGAUAUGCCAUAUUACUGCACUUAGCUUUUCAAUGACACGCAAACUCUAAAAUAAAAAAAUUAACCAUUUACCUUUUUUGCUUCUGUCAAUCUGCCUAGCUGACCUCAGGGCUCAUGGUCUUCUUCAGCUGCUCAAAAAGGUCACCUCUGUAGGUUAAUUGGUAGAUUCUGAUCCAUCUUGUGUGCAUUAUGAUUGACAGAAGCAAAAAUCAGUAAUUUAUAUAUUAUCGGUUAGUUUUGACAUAAUCCUCCCUCAUAUUCCUCUAUGCAGCAGAUACCUCAACAGUAACAGUCCAACCUAGAUUGUCGUAUAUCUGUGCAAGUUGAAAACCAAUUUUUGAACAGCUGCUUCUUGAGUCUCUGAUCAGAUUUCAUCACAACCGCUAGCGAAGCGCUUGAUUUUAAAUUUUUUCCAUCCCAAUUUUCUUUCUCAUGAUCUGCAUGACCAGGCAGCUUUUAAGACCUGAUGUAAUCAGCGGUUGCUCAAAGCUUACUUCACAGCGACAAUAAAUUAUUUGGCUCCGUCCGGGAGUGGACAUGGUGUAUCGCGAGUAGCACGGUGGAAGGCUUUCUCAACUCAAAUUGCAGACAGAGCAAUUGUGUAAAUAGCCGGGUGCUCGUGCAAUGUUUUGGCACGCUUUGUCUCAGUCAAAUGGACCCAGGGGCCCUCCCACUGUACUACUUGUGAUACACCUUGCGUGCUCCCAGGCGGAGGCAAAUUAUCACUGUGACGUAAGCUUUAAGUGACCAUUGAUUACGUCAGGUCGAGUUACACAAGGUGCGUCAUUUUUACUUCAAUUUUUGUCAAAAAAUGGAAUAUUUGAGGAUGUAUUUUGUUUAUUCUCGUACAUUCUCUUAUAAAUUCAAAGUCUAAUGAACUCUCACAGAGUCUGGGCCACCUUUGCUGAUUGCAUUGAUUGUUAGGUGGGUUAGAUUUAUUACAAUGCUCUUUCUGCACAUCAGUCUGCCUUCAUAUACAUGUAUAAAUUGUGUGAUUUGGAUCAAGAUAAUCUUCUGUUUUAGUACUGGUACAUUUUAUUAUUUGUAUCUUCAUAGGAUGGUCUGUGCAAGAGGUUAAUCAGAAUUUCCUUGAGCGUGCUGGACUGGGUUACAUGGCCGAGAUGUUUUCUGUGAACAAGAUCAAUGGAAAAUGUCUUAUGCUUCUUACAGAGGUACAUGUACAUUUGCAUUAACAUGGACAGGGUAUCUGAUAUUAUGCCACAGUGCACUUUCAUCCCAGGGGCACUCCCUAUGAUGGCCUUAUAGGUUAGGGAGGUCUCUGCCCAAAAGGGGGUUGAACCGACCAAGUAGACUUUCUCAAAGUCGUUCGCUUGGUUUUCUGGUCUGGUGUGGUAGGACCCGGCACGAACGACUUUUAUCCCUUGCAGCGCGCCAAAUUUACAGGAGGAAUUUUCCUCGCUCGCGCUUCGCGCUCGUACGAUCGCGCUUCGCGCUCACAGUCGCGCUACGCGCUCAAAAGCUCGACUUGUGAGCAAGUCUACCGACCAAGAAGCAAUUAAAACCGUGUAGUCUGACAAGCACGAAGGCCCACAACAUGUUGUAUUUUGUCAGACAACCUGCAGCCUGUCGUGGUUUUAAUUAUGAACUGUAUUCUUUCACUUUCCUGUUAUAUAUAAUUCCUUUUGAAGUGUUAUAUAAUGGCUGGUGCUGAUGGGAAUGAAUUAAGAGACAAGACACUUUUCCUAAAUUAAGAUCAAAAUUAUGAAGAAUCUAGAUACAGAUAAACAUUAUUGUGAAAACCACUGAAGAUCAGACUGUUUUAUUUGCUUUUAAUUAAUAUUAUUUUUUUACAGGGUCAUCUUCAUGAACUUGGAAUCACAUGCCUUGGUGACAGAAUCUACUUGACAGAGCUCAUUGGAUUAUUGAAGAAGAAAAAGAGAGAAGCUGAACUUAGUGCUGCAAAGUGGUCGGGAGUAACUCCAGCUCCUGGAAUUGCCUACAAAGAGGACUGUGGAGAAUGUUGCGUGGCGUACUUCUGCCCAUGUUGCUUGGCAAAAACAUACUGGCGUGUGACAGGACAGGGUGUUUUCUACAAACGGGAACCUCCUUGUGGAUUGUGGACGGAAGGUGAGAAAAUUGUCAGUAUGUCACUGAAACAGACCUCUUGUCCCUUCCUCAGGAGUGACCUCUUUCCACAGGGCAAAGAUAGUAGACAUUCUCUCCCUCCCCUUAUUAUGAACAAUGGAAUUAGCUGUUCAGAAUUUUGCAAGUAAUUGAACAAAAUGAAUCGAUCAUCAGUUUUCCAUUGUUUAACUGCUGUGCUGCUUAGCUGCUUUGCCGUGAAACUAUAGUCAGGACCCACAUGUUUGUGUUUCCGGUAAUAUUAGGUUUUGAACAUUUUUUAUGACACAAUUUUUGAGAUCUUUGAGAGUGCUGGCAAUAUCAGAAAAGGGACAUCAGUGGAUUCAAUCCUGUUCCAGUCCCUUAGUGGUUAGACUGUCCGAUCUAGAACACGAGUUCAAUUCUCCCCUACAACUCAGAAUUUUUUCUGUGUUUUUGGGUGAUUAAAUCUUCUGUUCUAAGUGAUGAGACUUUCAAAUAGACAACACACAAAUUGAUUUUUUCCUGUGAUUAUCAAUAUUAUUAUUAAACAUUUUCCAUAAUUGAUUAUCGCAUUGCUGAAAGAUUUUGAUCAAUGCUUGAUUAUAAUUGAUGAUUGGCACACCAAUAGUUAUUAGUUACAUUUAUGGGUCUAAGCAUGUUACCCAUCCUGUAUAAUGAUAUUGUCUUAAGAAAAGAAGAAGUUAACUAGCCUAUCCUCAUUUAUUAUAAUAUUGUUCUUUAGUUCGAACAGAGUACAUGGACUAUCGAUUCUUCAAGGAUUUGGAGUUGAAGACAACUCGCAAAUGUCUGUGCUGCUGUACUGCCACUGAGCUGGAGAUGUACGUUGAUGACCAUGAUAGCAGUGGUGCUCAGAAAGAAGGGGAGCCGCCCAAUCCUGGUGCCUUUCAUCCUCAUGUCCUGCGUCAUCCCGAGGCACGUAAUGUUGAACAAAUCAUCAGAAAUUCAUGGAAUAGAGCUAGGCUUGUUGCUGAGUAAUCAUGACUGUGCUAAUAACGAAUUUAGGUCCUACCAGACCCCCUGCAUAACUUUUACUUGACUGUAUAAUCUGCAUAUUUUUACGGAUGUUAUUCAAUGGUGUUGUAUCAAAGGCCCAUAGGGAACUAAUUUGGAUUGAAUAAAUUUUUACAGGCAAGAAUCUUGGCCUGAAGAACAAUUUAAGUGCCUACAUUUGAUUGACCAAAAAAUGUCUCUGCCUGUAGCUGCCCAGGGUUUCUGAAAAUGAUACAAUGUGACUUGGUCUUUUUAAGGUUCUUUUCAUUACCGUAAAUGAUCGAUUAAGUGACGCGACACUUAUUUGAUUUGCCCUGUUAUAGGUGCGGUGCUUAUACGUGAGCGAUGCUUAUUCGAGAGCGACGCUUAUUUUAACUACGGGUAAAACACCGAGGGGAAUAUAGAAAGAAUUAGUGGGGCACGUUCUGGGUAUGCACAAUUUAAUGUAAAAUACGUACACCUCAAACUGUUAGAUGAACUGGUUUCAAGAGUUUCCCUAAAUUAAAACUUUAGAACUCACGAGUUGGUCGAGGACUCGAGGUCUUAAUUCUCCAGCAAUCUCUCUUUAUAUCAAGUGUCGUAACAAAGGUGAGGCGUUAAUUUAUAAAUACCCAAAUUAGCGCCGCGGCGCUUAUUCGAGAGCCGCGCCUAUAAAAUAAUUAUGGGUAAAGGCGCGGUGCUUAUUCGAGUAGCGGCGCUUAAUCGAUCAUUAACGGUACAUUAUUGUAAGGGAGUAAGAAAUUAGAAUUGUGCUUUUUUACUGUACUAGGCAAUUAUUA